Molecule: messenger RNA, 1379 nt
Organism: Danio aesculapii
Lineage: Eukaryota; Metazoa; Chordata; Actinopteri; Cypriniformes; Danionidae
Gene: nmi
Product: N-myc (and STAT) interactor
Exons: 9
Coding region: 59-1171 (370 amino acids)
Cellular component (GO): cytoplasm
Source: RefSeq, a predicted model, not a curated record
AGCUCACCGACAGCUGCUCGCUAAUAUCAGCUUUAAUAUCACAGCUCCAUCAUUCAGCAUGUCUGACUCCGCUGGAGACACUCAGUUUCAGGACGAGAGCAGGAUGAGCGACGAGCUCCAGAAACUUAAGAAUCUGAUCGAAAGUGCGGAUAAUGAGAGGUCCAGACUGCUGCUGGAGAAGGUGGAGUCCGAGACGGAGAAGAGGAAAGCAGAAGGAGAGCUGGAGAGAUGGAUGAAGGAUGAGGAGACCCAGGAGGAGCAGUUCAGGAGAGACCUGGAGGAGCUGCAGGUGGAGAUGAAGAGUCUGGAAUCAGUAAACCGGGCUCUGAAGAAGGAACUGGAUGAUCUUCAAGAUAAGCUUCAGCUGAAGGAGGACGAGAUCGACUCUCUGCAGCAGAAGUUCAAGAUGCAAGCGAACCUCCCGGUGCAGACAGUGAAGUUCUCUGGCAGUACAGGUGUGUGUGAGCGAGAGGAUGAGCUGCGGUGUGUGUUUACGGUCACUCAGCGUCCGUCACUGCUGCUGCGCGGCGGGCAGGCGCUCAUCACCUUCGAGGAGGACAAGGUGGCUGAGCAGAUCCUUCGGCUGGCCAAGUGUUCAGUUUCCUGCGACAGAGCCAAGAUGGAGGUGAAGCCGUGUGCAGUUACCCUGGAGCCCACAGUCAAGUAUGAGGUCCACAUCACGGUGUCCAAGAAGACAGUGAGGUUCCAGUUCCAGAAAGCCCCGCCCUCUUUCCCUGCUGAGCGAAUCAGGGACCGGCUGGAGCUGAGCUUCUGCAGAGCCAAUCGGGGAGGAGGAGAAGUGGAGGAGCUGAAUUAUAAUGAGGAGGGCGGAGCCGGCACCGUCACCUUCAGCAGCAGUGCAGUGGCGGAGCGUCUGGUUCUGUGCGGCUGCUUCACUGUGGACGUCUGUGGGGAAGCAGAGCUGGAAAUCCUGCCGCUGUACGAGUACCAGCUGCGCAAGUUCCAGACGUUCUCCGGCGCUGCGGGCCGCACAGUGCUGCUGAAGGGGAUCCAGGCUCUGCUGGAUGAGGAGGACCUGCAGGAUCACCUGGAGAUCCACUUCCAGAAGCCCAGCAACUACGGCGGAGAGGUGGAGAACAUCCGCUACGUGCCGGACAGAGAGACGCUGACCGCCUUCUUCAGCGAGGACCACACUACAGCUGACCCCUGACCAGCGGAGGAGUGCUGUAGUCCAGCUUCAUCAUCCACAUCUCUCAGGGCUCUCUGGGUUCUUCUGCUUCUGUCUGCUGCUGGAUCAUCAUCUCUGAGCUGAGCAUCCUCACAUACUGACACAUCCAUCAUGAGGGGUCGAGUCUUCAUCAUGAGUCUUCAUCAUCAGUGUGAUUCUGCACUCAAAUAAACCGCAUUCCUAAACAUUA